This is a messenger RNA of Caenorhabditis elegans, 1382 nucleotides long. It is a transcript of the gene lst-1, whose product is annotated as Lateral signaling target 1 protein. The record is from RefSeq and is marked reviewed. The coding region runs from base 12 to 998 and encodes 328 amino acids. Lineage: Eukaryota; Metazoa; Nematoda; Chromadorea; Rhabditida; Rhabditidae. The transcript is spliced from 5 exons.
CGCGCGAGACAAUGUGUUCGACUUUUAUUCUUCCUCCAAGAAGAAACAACUGCAACAAAAGCAGUAGUACCAUCGCCUACUCGAAGUCGCAACACGAGGCGCCGAAGCAACUGCUUCAACUCCGAUCUGAAAUCAAGCCGCUGAUUCCGCUCAAUCAACCUUCCAAUUUUUGGGAAUCCAGUCAAGAUAGCGGAGUUCUCUCCAGCUUGUCAUCUUCUCCCCAACAACGUUCGGGCCUGAGAAGUCAAAAAUUGCAUUUGACGUAUAUAGAGAAGAACAAGAGAGUUCGUGCAAUGAUUCCACAACAACAGCAUUAUCAUGCAUUUGAUCGCCCGACACACUACAAUUCUCGAAAAACGUCUGGCCCACCACCACUGAUGAGAACACCAUCUUCCGGAUUUUCGUCGGCUUCUUCGUCGGAGAACAUGUUUUCUGGAUUGACAUUGUCAGACAAUGAGAACAAAAUCCACGAAAUCAUGGAUCCAUCAGUUGACGUGGAUCUUGACAUGUUUCUUUUGCCUGAUUGUCGAUACAAGCAACCAGUGCAACCAUCAACCAGCACAUCCCGUAACAAUGUGAGCCAGAUCAGCGGGUCGAGUCGUCUAAAUGGAUCCACGAGACAUGUCGCACCAAUUGUUCCAAAAGUUGCAAUGCCGUCGGAGUUAUCAUAUGCCAACGUGAAGCGUUCAAGUGGAUAUGUGGAUUAUAUGCCAACAACUUACAAUUCCAACGUGACGUCCAAUUCGUCUGCAGCAUCGGUUCCAAUGUCUCCGGGCACAUGGGUUCGGUGUCACUAUUGCUGGGAGUCGUAUGUGAAACUGUGCCAACGAGUUGCAAAUCUCGAACCACUCAUCUCAUGUGAUGGCCCAUGGAAUUGGCAUACACUUUAUGAUAUGCAAGGACGAGUCACAUGUCCCCGACUGUGGUUUGCUCAACUCGAUCGUGCCGGUUCAGAAAUGGUCGAACAAAUGGGACACGCUCGAAAUGUUCCAGUCUAAGCAAUAAAAUUGGUUUAAAUAUCAAUUAAUUUAUAUUUUACCACCCCCUUCAAAUGUUCUUCUUGUUUUACACUAUCAUCCAAAAAAAUGCGGUUCUCUUCUUGAUUCUUUUGUUGACGAAUACGGGCAUUCCGUGUGAGCGUUUUUCUUUUUUAUAUUAAUUCUUUCUGAUCCUUAUUAGCUCCUGCCACACACACCAUUUUAUGUUUAACUUACAUAUUACCACCAUCCCUGUUUUUUGAUCCCCUUCCCUUUUUUAAUAAAACAUAAUCAACUGUGCGAAUUAUGUGAAUUUCAAAUCCCAUCCAAUCUUUCGCUGUAUAUCCAUGUGCUCUUUUGUCUCUGGUGGGAUCUUGCCCGAUAAAAUAAAGAUGUCAAAUAUUU